AUGGAUGGAUCCAUUCUGGCUAAGCACGCGUUUGACCUCCGCAAGGCCAGCAGCGCUCUGUCUGAAACGAAGCGUUCCAUUUGGGAGAGCUGGGUUGGAGGAUCUCCGCCGCCGCCUCCGCACCACCACCACCACGAGGCGCACUCGGACGAGGACACGCCGACCUCGGACGACCUGGAGCAGUUCGCCAAGCAGUUCAAGCAGCGGCGGAUCAAACUGGGAUUUACCCAAGCGGACGUGGGCUUGGCCUUGGGCACCCUCUACGGCAACGUCUUCUCGCAGACCACCAUCUGCAGGUUCGAGGCGCUGCAGCUGAGCUUCAAGAACAUGUGCAAGUUGAAGCCUUUGUUGAACAAGUGGCUGGAGGAGGCGGACUCCUCGUCCGGCAGCCCCACCAGCAUAGACAAGAUCGCGGCGCAGGGGCGCAAGCGGAAAAAGCGCACCUCCAUCGAGGUGAGCGUCAAGGGCGCCCUCGAGAGCCAUUUCCUCAAGUGCCCCAAGCCCUCCGCCCAGGAGAUCACCUCACUGGCGGACAGCCUCCAGCUCGAGAAGGAGGUGGUCCGCGUGUGGUUUUGUAACAGGAGACAGAAAGAGAAACGCAUGACUCCCCCGGGAGGGGCUCUGCCGGGAGCCGAGGACGUGUAUGGGGCCAGCAGGGACACGCCGCCGCCGCACCAUGGGGAACAAGACUGGGGAGAUGCUCUUCCCCUCUCUUCAAACCACCCCCUGACAACGUUGCUUCAAAGCUGCCUUUAA
Python bivittatus (Burmese python) is the source of this 756-nucleotide messenger RNA. It is a transcript of the gene POU3F2, whose product is annotated as POU class 3 homeobox 2. The record is from RefSeq and is a predicted model, not a curated record. Gene Ontology annotation, cellular component: nucleus. Gene Ontology annotation, biological process: regulation of transcription by RNA polymerase II; brain development. NCBI's taxonomy places the organism in Eukaryota, Metazoa, Chordata, Lepidosauria, Squamata, Pythonidae. Gene Ontology annotation, molecular function: RNA polymerase II cis-regulatory region sequence-specific DNA binding; DNA-binding transcription factor activity, RNA polymerase II-specific.